This is a messenger RNA of Aplysia californica (California sea hare), 2583 nucleotides long. Its product is annotated as conserved oligomeric Golgi complex subunit 3. Gene Ontology annotation, cellular component: COG complex; membrane; cis-Golgi network. Lineage: Eukaryota; Metazoa; Mollusca; Gastropoda; Aplysiida; Aplysiidae. Gene Ontology annotation, biological process: Golgi organization; intra-Golgi vesicle-mediated transport; intracellular protein transport. The record is from RefSeq and is a predicted model, not a curated record.
AUGGCUGACACGUCGCAGUCGAGGGCCGUCGACCCAAGGGUUAUUCGGGACAGACUUUCUCAGUGGGAGGCCCAAAGUGAUCCUAAGGCCCCAUUGUCAUCAAAACAGAGAGAUUUGAUCCACGAUUUGAGUACAGUUGUUUCGGAAAGGCAAUUACCGAAAGACCUACCAGAGGAUGACUCCCCAUCGCUGGCCUCGGUGCGUCUAAAUCCUUUAGAAAAAUCUGGGGAGGAAACAUCGUUGUCCACUUUCAUCACUGAAACCAAGCUGCCAGAAGGCAACAAAAUUGAAAAUGCUCAACAGUUCUUUUCCUGGUUUGCCGAGCUGGAGGAGUCUCUAGACCAGGACGAUGGCGGUUUGUACAGCCAGUACACAGAAGAGCUCGGAGCGUACAGAGAGCAAUGCAACAAUGUGCUGUCUGAGGUGCGGAGCGCGCUGGAGUAUCUGCAACAGCUGCAAGUCCAGUACGUUCACGUGUCCACCAAGACGAACGCUUUGCACGAGGAGUGUGAGCAUCUGCUGGCCGAACAGACUCACCUCAUGGAUCUGGCUGAGAGUAUAAGCAACAAGCUGUCGUACUUCAACGAGCUUGACAGCAUCUCAACGAAACUGAGCCGGCAGAUGCUGUCUGUCACUGGUGAAACUUUCAUCCCACUCCUGUCGCGGAUGGAUGAAUGCAUUUUAUAUUUGAAAAGCAACCCGCGGUACAAAGAGUGCGACAUUUACCUGGCGCGGUUCCGCCAAUGUCUGAGCAAAGCCCUGAAUCUCAUCAAAACCCAUAUCAACAACAUCCUGCUCAACGCCACGCAGCAAGUCCAGCCCAAGAAGGAUGCUCCCAACAUGGCCGACAACGCCUUCACUCUGUUCUACGGAAAAUUCCGUGCCAACGCUCCCAAGGUCAAGGCCAUGACGGAACAGCUGGAGAUCAGGAUGGACAAAGACAACGAAUACAGCCAGGCGCUGGGUGACUGCCACAGCUUCUACUUCAGCCAGCGUGAGGUCCUACUGGGUCCCAGCAUCUCCACCACCAUCACAGACAUGGCCUCCAAGCACGUCCGCGACCACUGUGCCUUGAUGCGGAGCGGCUGUGCCUUCAUGGUGCACGUGUGUGAGGACGAGUACCAGCUCUUCUUCAACUUUUUCUCCAAAGCCACGCCGCUUUUAGACGAGAUGCUGGAGCGCGUGUGUAACAACCUCUACGACGUGCUGCGCCCACUCAUCAUCCACAUCAACCACCUCGAGACCCUCUCCGAGCUCUGCAGCAUUCUAAAAAUAGAAAUGAUGGAGGAGCAUGUCCGACAGAACCCCCAAGAACUAGCAGCGUUUGAGUCAGUGUGCCAGCAGAUGUUGAUGGACGUACAAGAGCGACUGGUCUAUCGCACCUACAUCUACAUCAAGUCAGACAUACUACAGUACAACGCUGCCGCUGGCGACCUCGCAUACCCAGAGAAGCUGGAGAUGAUGGAGAGUAUCGCUGAAGGUCUAAAAAAAGGCAAGCCUGCCCGCAGUGGUCACUCUCGGAGCGGUCACUCCCGCACCCCGUCCAACGCUUCCAGCACAUCGCACGAGGUAGCCAUGUUGACCGGUGGGGAGGAGUCAGCCCCUGCCCCCACGCCGACUGGCCCAUCCACCAACGGUUCGGCGACCAAUGACGGAGCUGUUCCCACCACUCCGUCCACCAAUGGUGGGGAAGACGAGCUGACAGAGGUUUCUUUAGACCGCAAAAACCACAUUCCAAGGUCUGUCUCAAGAGACGCUACAGGCCUGCAUCGUGUCUCUCAAGAACGCCAAGGAGGGAAUUGUCAAGAGAAAGCAAAGCGUCCUGGACGGAGAACUGUUCCUCAUCAAACACCUGCUCAUCCUGCGAGAACAGAUCGCCCCGUUCCAGGCAGACUUUUCCAUACGCGAGACGCACCUAGACUUCAGCAAGUUCCGAGACGCGGCCUACUCCCUGUUCAACAAGAAAUCCCAGCUCUUCUCCCUCAGCAGCAACAACGCCCUUCUGCAGUUCAUUCUGGAGGCCAACAUCGUGGUGAGCAUGAAGGAAGACGUGGGCAGCAAGGUCACGCUACGACAGCAGCCGUUUGCCUCUCCAGAGAAGCUCCAUGACGUGACGGCCGAGACCUACCGCAACAUCAAGGCCAAACUGGCGCUGGUGCAGCGCAGCAUGGCCCUCUACCUUGCCAACCGCGACACGGAGGCCAUUCUGUUCCGGCCCAUCAAGGUGAACGUUCUCCAGAGCUUCCAGAAGCUGCAGGAACUGAUGACUCAGCACUACACGGAGGAGGACAUUUUGAUAGUGGCUUGUCCCAGUUCUGAGCAGGUGAAUCUUUUGCUGUCGACGAACAUGAAGAAAUGAUGGGCUGUUCCUGUCACUGACGAUGGACUUUGGUGAAAAAACUUGCAGGCCCGCACACCAGUCAGCUCCAUGCGCAAGCAUGCAUCACCACACUAUCACCACGCCCCCACCCGCUCUGGAACAACUCCCCCACUCCUGGAGAGACUUGGUUGCUCUUAAGGACAAGCGGGCUAACCAAGACUUCGGGGGUUUCCAGACUUAUAGGAGAAGUUUGGUUUCAUUGG